Messenger RNA from Emiliania huxleyi CCMP1516, 1636 nucleotides. RefSeq lists its product as hypothetical. The coding region runs from base 48 to 1490 and encodes 480 amino acids. The transcript has 10 exons. The record is from RefSeq and is a predicted model, not a curated record. Gene Ontology annotation, cellular component: Sec61 translocon complex; membrane. Gene Ontology annotation, biological process: post-translational protein targeting to membrane, translocation; SRP-dependent cotranslational protein targeting to membrane, translocation. Gene Ontology annotation, molecular function: transmembrane protein transporter activity; ribosome binding; signal sequence receptor activity. Lineage: Eukaryota; Haptophyta; Isochrysidales; Noelaerhabdaceae.
GAGGCUGCGAGAGCUUGGCAGCUCGCCAUCACCGCCGCCGCGACGCCAUGGCCUCCUUCGGAAAGUUCCGCUUCCUCACGCUCAUCAAGCCGGUGCUUCACAUCCUGCCCGAGGUUGCGCCGCCGGACCGCAAGAUCCCCUUCAAGGAGAAGAUCCUGUGGACGGCCAUCACCCUCUUCAUCUUCCUCGUCUGCUGCCAGAUUCCGAUUUACGGCGCAAAGACAAACAAGUCGACUGAUCCGUUUUACUGGAUGCGAGUGCUGCUUGCGUCGAACCGCGGGACGCUGAUGGAGCUCGGCAUCUCCCCCAUCAUCACCUCCUCGCUGGUGAUGCAGCUGCUGGCGGGCUCAAAGAUCAUCGACGUGGACCAGGGCCUCAAGGAGGACCGCGCGCUCUUCAACGGCGCGCAGAAGCUGUUUGGCAUCCUGAUGACCAUCGGCGAGGCCGUCGCCUACGUCAUCUCCGGCAUGUACGGCGACGUGCGCGAGCUGGGCGCGGGUAACUCGAUCCUGAUCAUCAUGCAGCUCUUCAUCGCGGGCAUCAUCGUCAUCAUCCUCGACGAGCUGCUGCAGAAGGGCUACGGCCUCGGGUCGGGCAUCUCCCUCUUCAUCGCCACCAACAUCUGCGAGACCAUCGUCUGGAAGGCUUUCUCGCCGACAACCAUCAACACGGGCCGCGGCACCGAGUUCGAGGGGGCCCUCGUCGCCCUCUUCCACCUCGUCCUCUCCCGCAAGGACAAGUUCAAGGCGCUCAAGGAGGCCUUCUACCGCCAGAACCUGCCCAACGUGACCAACAUCAUGGCCACCGUCCUCGUCUUCCUCGUCGUCAUCUACUUUCAGGGUUUCCGCGUCGAUUUGCCCGUCAAGUACCGCUCGCAGCGCGGCAUGCAGGCGACGUACCCGAUCAAGCUCUUCUACACGUCCAACAUGCCGAUCAUCCUCCAGACGGCCCUCGUCUCGAACCUGUACUUUGUGUCGCAGCUUCUGUACAAGCGCUACCCACACAACUUCCUCGUCGGCCUGUUUGGCAAGUGGAAGGACGAGGAGGCGGCGGGGCCGAUGCAGCAGGCGCCGACGGCGGGGCUCGUCUACUACAUCUCUCCGCCUACCUCGCUGGCGGAGGUGCUCGACGACCCGCUGCGCGCCGUCUGCUACUUCGCCUUCGUGCUGGUCGCGUGCGCGCUCUUCUCCAAGACGUGGAUCGAGGUGUCGGGCUCGUCUGCCAAGGACGUCGCCAAGCAGCUGCGCGACCAGCAGAUGGUGAUGAAGGGCCACCGCGACUCGUCCCUCGCGAAGGAGCUCAACCGGUACAUCCCGACCGCCGCCGCGUUCGGCGGCAUGUGCAUCGGCGCGCUGACGGUCGCCGCCGACUUUAUGGGCGCCAUCGGGUCGGGGACGGGCAUCUUGCUCGCCGUCACCACAAUCUACCAGUACUUUGAGAUGUUUGUCAAGGAGAAUGGCCAGGACUCGGCCCUCUCCGUCUUCUUCUGAGCUCGUCUUUCGAGCUCCUUCUUCUGGGGCAGCAGCAUGGGGGGAGGGGCGAUCCCAACCCUCUCAGACCAGCCCUCUAUCGCCGCUGGGCGGCGGCGCCCGCACCGCCGCCGCCGCCUCUCUCCCCGCGCAGACCUCUGGUGCCC